GCCUAACUCUGAACAUCAUAAAUAAUGAAUUCUUCAGAUACUGAGGGUUAGCAAAAGUGAAGUCUGAUAUUCUGGAAACAGACUUGAACAUUAGGGAUAAACUUACUUUGAAAAAGCAAGCAGCAGAUGAUGACAUUUAUAAAGCAGUUCGAAUAAAUCAAGGCAACGACCUUCGUGAAGAUGUGAAAAGGAGUGAAGGAAUGCAAGGUGAAAAUGUAGUUCACUGUUUAGCAACUGGCUUUGGAAACACAUAUAUUUCCACCUUCACUGAAAUCCAGUUUGAGUUUCGUGGACACUGCUCGUAUGUUCUACUCAGGGAUAAUAGUGACCCUCAAGGCUUCAGUAUUUUGUUGGACCAAAAAAAGGAUUGUCUCAAAGGGAAAUGUACGCGGAAGAUCAUAUUCAGCAAAGGCAAUAUUCCGGUUCUAGAACUACUCACCAUUGCAGACUUCCUUCAACAAUACGGGAUGUCUUUGCCAAUGAUCUACAAUGGAAUGUACAUCUAUGGCACUCAGCAAGAAUUGUUUAUCAAAAUAAACAAGGGAUUAACGGUCCUCUGGAAUGGGAAAGGAACAAUUACUGUUUCCAUGAAGAAGCCAAUUGAUGUCACUGGACUUUGUAGUCAUUCUGGUGAAGUUAUAGGCCAUACAGUUGCAGCAAUGUGGGAGUUAAAAGACAUUGGGAUGCCCUGCAGUACCACACCUGCAGAGGAUUAUCAGAAUUGUCAGCUUGCAAAGGAUUGCAUAGACAAGGGGAGACAUCACAGCUGUUCUUUGCAAACAUUGAACAUUCUCCAACGAGCCUGCAGGAAUGAUGUUUGCUGUUUGGAGUGCCCAUGCUAUUUGAAUGGAUCGGUGUACAGACCGGGUGACAAGAUACCAUCACUUUUACCAACGAAACACCAAGAAUGGGAUGUCAAAUAUAACUUCACAGGCUCGCAGAACUCUUAUGGUGCAGAAGAUCAGGAUCAUGAAUUUGUGAAAGGAAAUUUACAAGAAGAUUUCAGGAAUUGCACAUUUGAACUGUUCUCCCUGGAGAGAAGUCUAAGAGAAGAUCUGAUAGAAGUUCUCAAACUCAUGAGUGUUUGGAUUGAGUAG
Messenger RNA from Rhincodon typus (whale shark), 1097 nucleotides. RefSeq lists its product as uncharacterized. Bases 201 to 1097 code for a protein of 298 amino acids. NCBI's taxonomy places the organism in Eukaryota, Metazoa, Chordata, Chondrichthyes, Orectolobiformes, Rhincodontidae. The record is from RefSeq and is a predicted model, not a curated record. The transcript has 11 exons.